Molecule: messenger RNA, 2223 nt
Organism: Quercus robur (English oak)
Lineage: Eukaryota; Viridiplantae; Streptophyta; Magnoliopsida; Fagales; Fagaceae
Exons: 4
Coding region: 1-2223 (740 amino acids)
Biological process (GO): DNA integration
Molecular function (GO): RNA-DNA hybrid ribonuclease activity; nucleic acid binding
Source: RefSeq, a predicted model, not a curated record
AUGAAGUUGAACCCAAGCAAGUAUGCAUUCGGAGUAUCGUCGGGAAAGUUUCUGGGGUUCAUGGUUUCGCAAAGAGGAAUUGAGGCGAAUCCAAACAAGAUCCAAGCUAUAUUGGACAUGGAGCCACCGAAGAGUAUCAAGGAACUCCAAUCCCUCACAGGACGAGUUGCCGCUUUGAACAGAUUUGUUUCGAAAGCCACAGACAAAUGUUUACCUUUCUUUAAAGUCCUCAGGAAGGCAUUUGAAUGGACGGACAAAUGUCAAAGGGCCUUCCAAGACCUGAAGGACUAUCUCACAACUGCCCCAUUAUUAAGUCCAUCCGUGCAAGGAGAAGAAUUGUACCUAUACUUAGCGGUGUCCCCACACGCCGUAAGUUCAGCUUUAAUCAGAGAAGAGGGGAAAGUACAAAAACCGGUGUACUACACUAGCCGGGCACUCAGAGGAGCAGAGGGAAGGUAUCUGCUUAUAGAGAAAUUGGCUUUUGCACUGAUAACGGCUUCUAGGAAGUUAAGACAUUACUUCCAAGCAAUGAACAAGCUGGAAGCCGCAGGACGGUUGAUUCAGUGGGCAGUGGAACUUAGUGAAUUCGACAUUCGAUACCAACCGAGAAAUGCAAUAAAGGCUCAAGCCCUAGCAGAUUUCAUCGUAGAGUUCACUCUGAGUUACGAGGAUCUAGGGGAAGGAGAGUACAAUAACAAAUGGGUCGUCCAUGUAGAUGGAUCGUCUACAUUGUAUGUUGGAGGAAUAGGAGUUGUUUUGCAGUCGCCAGAAGGAGACAAAUUAAAGUACAAGACCCGUUUGCAAUACCAGACUACUAACAAUGAUGUGGAGUAUGAAGCCCUUUUAAAGGGGUUGGAGUUGGCCAAGUCCGUAGAAGCAGACUCAAUACUUGUCUUGGGAGACUCUCAAUUGGUCAUAGGCCAAGUAAAUGGGACGGAAGAGAAUGUGGAAGCAGAUAUUCUGGCGAAGGAAGCGUCUGCGAAUGAAGCGUUGGACGAGUUGGAUGAAGUACACUACAUGUCGAGUAUAGACCUUCCAGAAAUGAUGCAGAUAGAGGGUGACGGGAAUUGGAUGACCCCAAUAGUGUCGUACUUGAAGGACGGAAGGCUUCCAAAAGAGAAGGACGAAGUUAGGAAGCUCAGGGUCAGAUCAGCCAGGUACGUACUCAUGGACGAAGUGUUAUACAAAAGAGGUUUUUCUCAACCUCUCUUAAGAUGUUUGGCUCCAGACGAAGCAAAUUACAUGUUGAGGGAGGUUCAUGAAGGAGCAUGUGGAAACCAUUCGGGAGCUAGAUCACUCGUCCAUAAAGUCAUCCGUAGCGGAUUCUAUUGGCUGACCAUCCAAGCUGAUGCCAAGGCAUAUGUCAAAGUACGUGAUCAAUGUCAACGCUUCAGCAACAUUCCCAGACAGCCAGCAGAGUAUCUCACGCCAAUGAUGGCCCCUUGGCCUUUCGCGCAAUGGGGACUGGACAUUUUGGGGCCCUUUCCAACUGGAACUCGGCAAAUGAAGUUUCUGGUGGUAGGAAUAGAUUACUUCACAAAAUGGGUGGAAGCCGAACCCUUAGCAAAAAUUACGCAACAGAAUGUCAAGAACUUCGUCUGGAAGAACAUUGUAUGCAGAUUCGGGGUACCUAGAGUAUUAGUGUCUGACAAUGGACAACAGUUUGACAACACACCUUUCAGGGAAUUUUGUGAACAGCUUGGAAUGAAGAACCAUUACUCCUCACCCUCCCACCCACAGGCCAAUGGCCAGGCAGAAGUAGCUAACCGAUCCUUAACGACAGCGAGAACUCCAACAGGGGAAACUCCUUUUAAACUAACCUAUGGAAGUGAGGCAGUUAUACCGGUAGAAGUACACAUGACGAGCCACAGGGUGAGGAAGUAUCAAACUGAAGAAAAUGAAGAACAACUCCGUCUUAACCUUAACCUUAUGGACGAGGUCAGGAUGGAUGCAGAACAGAGGACAGCGAGGUACAAAAAUCUCAUGGCAAGGCAAUAUGACGCCAUGGUGAAGCCUAGGCAUUUCAACAUCGGGGAUCUCGUCCUGAAAAGGGUUACCUUGGCAACAAGAAACCCGGCCUAUGGGAAACUUGGCCCAAAUUGGGAAGGACCUUAUAGGGUUAUCAACUGCAAGAGGCAAGGAUCCUAUUAUUUGGAAGCUUUGGAUGGGCGGAGGCUGGAACACCCUUGGAAUGUUGAGCACCUCAGGAAAUACUAUCAAUGA